Messenger RNA from Anolis sagrei ordinatus, 4138 nucleotides. It is a transcript of the gene ADNP2, whose product is annotated as ADNP homeobox 2. NCBI's taxonomy places the organism in Eukaryota, Metazoa, Chordata, Lepidosauria, Squamata, Anolidae. Gene Ontology annotation, biological process: regulation of gene expression. Gene Ontology annotation, cellular component: nucleus. The record is from RefSeq and is a predicted model, not a curated record. Gene Ontology annotation, molecular function: DNA binding.
AGGAGGAGGAAGGCAAGGCGGCAGCUGCAGCAGUAGCAACCAGGCGCGCGCGUCCCUGAGGGCGGCGCCAGAGAAGAGCGCGGGAGAGUGCGCGCGCCCCCUGCGGCCGGGGCAGGCAAAAUUCAUCAUGUUCCAGAUUCCUGUACAAAAUCUUGAUUGUAUAAGGAAGGCUCGAAAGAAAGUGAAGCGGAUUCUUGUGGAUAUUGGACUUGAUAGCUGUCGGGAGUUAAUUCACACUCUGAAACGUUUUGAUCCAGGAGAAAAAUAUUUCUACAACACUUCAUGGAGCGAUGUGUCUCAUUUGGAGCCUGUGCCUAAAAGACGAAGAUACAGAACAAAUCCAUAUUGUUGUAGCCUGUGCAAGUUCUCAUCAAAAUAUCUUGCUUCUUUCAAAAAUCACUUGAAUCGUUGCCAUGAAGAUGAAAUGGACCAAGAAGUACUUGUCUCUUGUCCAGAAUGUGCAUUUGCUUCUCAUUCCAAAAAAGUGGGAAAACAUCUCCGGAUGUUUCAUUCCAAGAAAAAAAUACAAAACUAUAGCGUGAGUGGUGGCAUGAGGCAGUUCCGAAAUGAUGCAGUAAACUUUGCGUGUCAGAAAUGCCAGUUUACAGACACACUGUAUUACAAUAUAAAGAAACAUGUAUUAGUAACCCACUUCCAGAACAUAUUGAGCACAUAUUUUGAAGAGAGAUCUGAUGAAAGUGAAGAGAAUUGUAUUGAACACUACUGUAAACAGUGCAAUGCAUUUGCAAACAGUCGAGAUUCUUUAAUAUAUCAUAUUUUGACAUCAGAAGUCCACAGAGACCUGGAAAACUUACUGGGGCCUGACAUUUUGGUACAGCCAAAGAAGAAAAGUCAGGCAAAGUCACUGCAGAUGAUCAAUAUUGCUCCUAAGCCUUCCGCAGCCAAGGCCUUUUCACCUGGUUCAGCGGGGCCAUGUUCUUCUACAUCAUGUGUUUCGCUUUCACUUCCACCAUUUCAUCAAAAUCCAAAUAUGAUGCCAACAAAUGCAAUUCAAAACACAGUUGGACCACUGAGUGUUUCAAGUGCCUCUUGUAAUUUUUCCCAUACAUCACCUUUAACCUCAAUUGCUCAGUCACGUCUUUCACUUAUGUCUGGAUCCCACCCAGGAGAUCCAAAUCAUGCAUCUGCAGUUUCCCAACAAGUUUUUGUCUCCCAUCGGUUCCCCCUAAAACAGCCUGUAAGGCCAGGAGUUUUCUGCUUCAACCAGCCUGCAGGGGCAAUAGGUAGAGCAGUUCCUUCAGGACUCAUGCCAUACCCUCGAUCUGUCAGGUCAAGUCUGCUUCCUGUUAAUCAGUCAGUGCAAACAAUUCGCAAUUCAAUGGUUACUCAGCCAGCUGGAUCUCUAAAUAGAACCAUUGGACCUGGCACUAUGCCCAUAAACGGGCCUUCUUCACCAGGGAUCCUUGCUGUAAAUAGACCUGUUGGCAGUUUGAAUCAACCCAGUGCUGCGGGGGUUCUUCCAGUGACCCAGUCAGUCACUCCAGGAGUUCUUCAGUUUAAUCAUCCUGGCACGCCAGGUGUUCUUCCAGUAAACCAGCCAGUUAGACCUGGGAUUCUGCAGUUUAACCAGCCUACAGCCCCAGGAGUUCUUCCUGUGAAUCAGCCAGGCAGACCUGGAGUUUCUCAGAAUCCUUUACUCGCUGGAGGACCAUUACUUAGACAAUUAAUUCCAACUGGAAAGCAAGUUAAUGGGAUCCCCACGUACACUCUUGCAUCCGUUUCAAUGGCUUUGCCUGGUCCGCCUAGUAGUGAAGCUACAACUGUUUCACCACCUCAGAUGCCAGCCCAUCUGAUGCCAUCUGCCCCAGCUUCUCAGGCUCCAGCUACUGUGCCAUCUUCUGCUAUAACAACUCCUGCCAAGACAAAGCUGUCUCCUACUGCCAUGAGCCUAGCCCUCAAACAGGCUAAGCAGUGGAAAACAUGCCCAGUUUGCAGUGAGCUUUUCCCAUCAAAUGUCUAUCAGGUGCACAUGCAGGUAGCUCACAAAUUAAGCGCGGCAAAGGUUGCCCUUAAAAUAGACAAAGUUGCAGCUUAUGCACCGUUUUUGCGGUGGCUUAAAGAUAAGACUGUCCGAUGUUUUUCUUGUAAAUGUUUUUUAUCUCAGUCAGAGCUUGUGAAGCAUAUUUUUACACAUGGCCUGACUUGCUUGUUCUGUACUCAUAUUUUCCAUGACUUAAAAUGCCUUGUGGACCACACUAGAGCUGUACAUAAAGGACAGAAGAAACUACAUGCCAAUUACGAUGACAAAGGAUUUCAACUUGAGAGUGAUUCUGAAGGUGACCUUUUGUUUCCCCAUUUUGACUUCAGUAUAACUGCAAAAGAACUUUGUGAAAGAGACGUGUACCUAGCACUCCUAGCUGGGGUAAAUUCAAGGACCCUUAUUCCUCUAUACAUCAAACUUCAACACGAGGCGCCUGAAAUGGAUAAGGGCAAUAAGGUGGUGUCAACUUGCCCCUUUUGUUAUAGUACUUUUACUAGUACAAAUGCAUAUGAGGUCCAUUUGAAGGAUAGGCACCAUAUCAUGCCAACUGUACAUACCAUAUUGAACUCGCCUGGUUUCAAGUGCAUCCACUGCUGUGGUGUAUACACUGGCAACAUGACUCUAACUGCCAUUGCUGUGCAUUUGCUCCGUUGCCGAAGUGCCCCAAAAGAUAGUACAUCAGCUGUGAAGCUGCCGCUUGAACUCAGUAUCAAAAAAGAGCCUCUACCUGUGAAUGGUGAGAAGCAUGAAGCACCUUCUCCUUCAGCCAAGAGGAAACAAUCUGACCAUCUUUAUGCUGCUGCAGAACAUAAAAGGAAUGAUAACCAGCCAUUCCUAAUUGUAAAUAGUGAUAUGUCCCAAAUUCCAACCAAUGACAUGAAUUUUAUGCCUUUGAAAAGACAAAAGACAGAUCAUAAGGCAGAAACUAAAGGACAAUUUUCACUUGAGGAUCUCCAUAUAUUGGCGUUAAAUCCAAAGCCAUUCCAAUAUAGUUCAAAUGAAGCUCAAAGACGAUUUCUUGCAGAUUAUUUUCACAAGAAUCCGUAUCCCACUAAGAAGGAAUUGGAAUUACUAUCGUCUAUAUUCUGCGCAUGGAAAGUUGAUAUUGCAUCAUUUUUUGGAAGAAAGAGACACACCUGCCUAAGGGCAAUAAAAAAUCACCAUCACCAGCCAUCUGUGCUUCUGGGCUUUAAUAUGUCUGAACUUAAAAAUGUAAAGCACAGUUUGAAUUUGAAACAUGUAUCAGAAGAUGUGCAACUUUAAAAAGACAAUCCUAUGGUCUGCAAGAAAUAUUACUUAUUACUUCAGCAGUUCUCUCAAUUUAGUUUCUUGUGACAUUACGAUAUUAGUAAAUCAUAGCCACAUUUGCGCAAACCAUAAAACAGAAUUGCAGGGGAUUCUGGCUUAUUGUUCCUGAGCAGUAUCCUAGUGCAUGGUGUGUGGUCUCUUGGCUGUAAUAACCAGGAAUUCUCAGAGAAAGAAAAUCCUAGCAUUGUCCUGGACCUUUGGCUUGUUGCCCUCCAGACAAGCUAGAAAUACUAGUUUUUAAAAAGUAGAGGCUGGCAUGUUGGGGAAUAGCCUUACUCGGACAUUAGGAAUGAAGUUGUAAGCAACCAGGAGGAUAAGAAUUGCAUUCCAGGAUUCCCUAUCAGUGGAAAGAAGGCUUUCAUUUCAAAUGGGUUGCUUGUUAAUUCAAGAGUGAUGAAAAUAGGAUGGAGGGUUUGGGGCUUAUGUAUAAAGAGUUGUAGUUGAGGCACCAUAUUACAAAUAUUUGUGACAAAUUUCUUGUUUUCUGUCGCUGCUCCUAUUUUGAGAGGAAGCACAAUAGACAGAAUCAGGCAACAUGCACCAAGUACACUGCUCUUGAAAAUUAAUGUAAUACAAAAGCUGUUAAUGCUUCAUUUAAUUUUGAACAAUUGUUCAUUGUGGCAGUGGGGUAUAGUAUAAUUGAGGCUGUCUCUUUAAUUUUGUUGUGCAGUUUAUUCGACCCAUGUUUUUUUUAAAAAUAAAAUAAAAUAUAGUAGUGGAAGACAUCCAGGUAUUUUUAAAGUACCAAUUGUAUUUACAAAUGCAAAUUUUGGUAAAAUCUCAAACCUGGUUAAGACAGUUAUAAUAAAAAUCCUACUCUUUUAAUAU